AUGUGCACAGUACAUAAACAUCGAUCAAAAUCCCUAAAUCUACUCACACACUACACGAAAAUGCGUUGUCUUCUCUACCUUCUUGUAACACUUCUUGUUGUCACGGUAAUAUCUGCAAGUGCUGGGGUACUAAAAGGAGGCACGGAUCCUCCAGCUGAAUUCGUUGCCAAAGCAGAAGGAGGAAGAAGAGAAGAUGCUGGACUAGUUAAAUCAGAUUCCACAGCCUCCACUGAAUUGGAAGUUGGUACUCGUGAAAUCUGCAGAGGCCCUGUGGUCUCUGGUCCAUUAAGUACAUGCCCACUUCGUGUCACCGGAACGAAUUGA
This is a messenger RNA of Rodentolepis nana, 324 nucleotides long. Lineage: Eukaryota; Metazoa; Platyhelminthes; Cestoda; Cyclophyllidea; Hymenolepididae. The record is from the annotation of a GenBank genome assembly.